CCUUCCCACGCGCAGGAGCGAGCCCUGGGGCCCGGCCUGGGGCCCCCGCCCAACCCCUCCCGGCGCUCCGGGAAAAGCCAGUCGCCACACACAGGCACCCGCAGGCCCCCGGGCCGCGCCCUAAGGAGAGCGGCACCCACGGCCAAUUACCAUGACAACCCCGGGGCUCGUUCCAUUCCCCACCCUGCCGACUCCCCCACUCCCCCUGCGCUGCAGCCAACCGGCUUGUGCGCGGCGCUGGAGCGGCUAUAAAACCUGCGCGGGGCCGCCGCGGAGGCCAGGCGCGCAGAGCCCCUCCGCGGCCGGGCCAGCCUCCUCUGCUAGCCGCGGGCGGGAAUCGCGCGAGCAUGCGGCGCGCACCGAGCCCGGGCCUCCGUCUGCCCAAGCAGUGCCUCGGACUUGCGGGCCUUCUCCUCCACCUCCUGGGACAGGUCGCCGCGACCGCGCGCUGCCCCUCCCGGUGCCCUGCGCCCUGCCCCGAGACGCCGCCGGUCUGCGACCCCGGGGUGAGGGCCGUGCUGGACGACUGCUCCUGCUGCCUGGUGUGCGCCCGCCAGCGCGGCGAGAGCUGCUCCGAGCUGCGGCCGUGCGAGGAGAGCCGCGGCCUCUUCUGCGACCGCGGAGCGGACCCCAGCGCCCAAACCGGCAUCUGCAUGGCGGUAGAAGGAGACAACUGUGUGUUCGAUGGAGUCAUUUACCGAAGUGGAGAGACCUUCCAGCCGAGCUGCAAGUACCAGUGCACCUGCGCAGAUGGGCAGAUCGGCUGUGUGCCCCGCUGUGAAGAAGACCUGCUGCUGCCCCAGCCUGACUGCCCCGCUCCGAGGAAGGUUGAAGUGCCCGGGGAGUGCUGUGAGAAGUGGGUCUGCGACUCAAAUGAGAAGGAGGCAUUAGGAGACCUCCACGCCCUUCCAGCCUACAGGACAGAAGCCACUCUGGGAGUUGCAGUUUCCGACUCAAACAUCAACUGCAUUGAGCAGACCACAGAGUGGAGCGCCUGUUCCCGGAGCUGCGGCAUGGGCCUUUCCGCGCGUGUCACCAACAGGAACGCAGAGUGUGAGAUGGUGAAGCAGACUCGGCUCUGCAUGGUGCGGCCCUGUGAACCAGAGCACAAGCAGCCAGCAGAUAAGAAAGGAAAGAAGUGUCUCCGCACCAUGAAGUCGGUGAAAGCCACCCACCUGCAGUUCAAGAACUGCACGAGCCUGCACGCCUACAGGCCCAGGUUCUGCGGGGUCUGCAGCGACGGCCGGUGCUGCACCCCACACAACACCAAAACCAUCCAGGUGGAGUUCCGGUGCUCCCCGGGGCAGGUCAUCAAGAAGCCGGUGAUGGUCAUCGGGACCUGCACGUGCCACAGCAACUGUCCCCAUGACAAUGAGGCCUUCCUCCAAGAGCUAAAGCCGAACACCAGCAGAGGGGGAAUGUGACGAGCACCCUGAGAGGCACACUUAACAGAGGCAAACUGUAACUGUCCCCCAUCGAACAAAGAGAAGAAAAUAAUUCAGAAUUAUUUCACCCCUGAGUCCUGUGUAUUUUCUGUGGCCCUAUGAGGUCAGUUAUAUCUAUCUUUUUUUUUUUGAAUGAAAGAUGUGAUUAACUGUAAACUUGGAAUCAAGGCAAGCUCAGGAUAGUACUUAGGGGUGACAUUUUCUGUGGGGUUUACCACACAUGAAGAUUUCUGUAAAGUUAAGAAGUCAGAUAUAUGUUUUAUUGUGUAGACUGUAUCACAUUAUACUUGUCUUAUUUGUUUAAACAUUAGUGCAAUUUCAAGAAAAUGUCACUGUAAUGAAUGACGCAGUGAAGUCCAGGGUUAUACUGAAUAUGUCAUCGUUACGACAUUUCACCCUGUAUCGGCAUUUGACUUGAGGGUCUCUGUUGAGCUCUUUUUUUGAGUAGCUCAGGUUAACUUACAGGUCCAAGAUCCAAGGAAAAAUAUAACUCUUCAACUUGAAAUCCAGAGACUAUUAGUUUUCUGUUUAGAUGUACACUAGGAAGCAAAUUAUAUCUAGUAAUGGAAUGUUUGUUGAUUAAGUAGGCUGGUGACAUAAACUUGCUCCAUUGCAGACGACUUGACUCCUUUCCAAGAGAAAGAAGCUAAACAGACCACUCUUCCUAAUACAGAGAUGACCAGUCCCUACCAGCUCCCAUCCAUGUGUAUGUACUGGAGGCUACUGGGACUCAUGAAUUUUUUUAAUUCAAAAGAAGCAGAGCAUAUCAGCAGAGAACCUCUCAUUUGACUAUGAGGAGUAAACUGAGGCCCAAAGUACCUGACUUCAACCCUUGAUGACUUUCAAAUGUGUAGUAGAAUUUUUUAAAAGAAGAACAAACUUGACAUGACUGUGGUGGUCAGACACCACAAAUUUUAUGGGAGUUUAGAAUUAUUGUGGACAUGCCCAAAACUUAUCCUUGGGCUCUAGUUAUGCAAAUUCACAAGCAAGAUAUAUAUGUAUACAUACAAGUAUCUAAUUUGUCAGGCCGUAAGAUAGGCUGCAAACUUAAAUUCUUCUAAUGUCACCAUAUGUGUUCAGCUUUUCUCCUUUCAAGUAUUUAUAUAAAUUAUACAUUUUUUAAAAUAUUCUUUUUACUUUCUGCAUUUGUCAGAUAUCACUAAAUAAACAUGAUCUUAUCAA
Molecule: messenger RNA, 2627 nt
Organism: Manis pentadactyla (Chinese pangolin)
Lineage: Eukaryota; Metazoa; Chordata; Mammalia; Pholidota; Manidae
Gene: CCN3
Product: cellular communication network factor 3
Exons: 5
Coding region: 348-1424 (358 amino acids)
Biological process (GO): signal transduction; cell adhesion
Cellular component (GO): extracellular matrix; extracellular region
Molecular function (GO): integrin binding; heparin binding
Source: RefSeq, a predicted model, not a curated record